AUGGGCUGCAUCAUCUCGGUCAACGCCAAUCGCCGUGGCGCCUGGAAUGGGCUUGAAUGCAUCCUGUGCUUUCAACGUCGGUGGUACAUCCCCUACACCACCGCCCUCACGGCUGUCUUUGCCGAGGGCUUCAUUUUCGUUGCCUUGACCAUCCUAGGCCUUCGACAAUGGCUCGCAAGAGCGAUCCCGCACAGCAUCAAGAUGGCUACUACAGUCGGCGUUGGACUUUUCUUGACUUUGAUCAGUCUUACGCAUAGUGCCGGCAUUGGUCUCGUGCAGGGCGCAUCUUCCAGCCCUCUCGAGCUCGCGGGGUGUUCGGCAGCUUUCUUCGACGAGCGCGCUGCGGGAGAAUUGCUCCAUGUCUGGACGACGGAAUUCCCCACACGAGGUCGCAGUCACUACUCCUUUUACCUGGGCCCCUUCAAACCACUUCUCGCAUUCGCCCAAGACGAUGCACCUGCAACCCAAUCCCCGGAUCCGCUCCGAGCGGCUGAAAGUGGUGCCUACGAUGGUCAGGAAAUUUCCGUAAAUCCUGGUCGAAGUCAUGAACGACAUGCCCAGCACAUUCAGGGACAGGCAUCUGCAAAUAUCUACGACGAGAUUCCAUCGAAAGAGACCGCGGGGCUUUUGUUGGAACGAUACUUCGACACAUUCAACAAGGUCUGUCCGAUUUUGUAUCGUCCGACCUUCGAGAUCGCCUUCAACGCCAUGUUGGAAGAUCCGCGGAGUGUGAAGAUUUGCUUCGUCAUGGAGGCGCUCAUGGUCCUCGCUUUGGGAAAUGCCACCCUUCCGGAACAACGACAAGUCGUCACGCAAGACGUCGCACUCGGCUGGCUUGAUCUCGCUGCUUCUGCGCCUUCCACUGCAAUGGAUCUGCGCGAGUUCGACAUUGACACGGUUCGCAUGUGGGCGCUGAUCAAUUUCACGCGGCAGCUACUUAAACUUGAUCCAGUUGCCGACUACAUCUUCACCGGCUCAGCUUUGAGGGCAGGAAUGGUGAUUGGCCUACAUCGACCCUCUGCUUGGGCAAAAGGCGGCAAUCGUCGAGGCUUGUGGGAAGCACUUGUGGGUCUCGACCUUCAAGCUUGCAUAGCGUCUGGAAGUCCGCCAUCCUUACCGUGGCUGCAUCUCGAUAGUCAACUUUCGGCCAGCGAGGCUGCAAAUCUCGCUGACGAUGACAGUACCACUCGGCAUCUCCACGACAUUCGCCUCGGCCGAGCGCUGUCACGAUCUCUGUCUGUGCGCUACAAGAUCGCCCAUCUCUUGAACGUCGAAACACACGCGCCAUUCGACACAGCAAUUUCUCUCGGUCGAGCUUUGACGCAAAUCAUGGCCCCAGCACUCUCUUCCGACUCACCCCAUGACAAAUCCUUCCAACAUCGCUUCGUCAACGGUAUCUAUCGAUCCUUUCUCUCCGCCGUCCAUCGUCCCUUCGCAACCUUGGACCUUGCCGCUUACCACUAUUCACGAGAUCUAUCGAUCGCACUCGCCACGCAACAUCUCCAGGAUGUCAUCGCUGCUUUGGACCCUAGCAAUACCCCAGAUCACUUCGAUCGCCUUCUCUCCGGUUACGGAGCUUUCUUCAAGCUCGAAACGUAUCACGCUGUACUCAUGCUCAGCUAUCACAUCUACCACAAGUCCGAAGAACAACUUGCUUUAGAAGCUGCUGGUAUCAAUUCUCGCGCUGCUGAUCGAGAGAAUACCGUCCGUCUUAUCCGGCGAUAUCUUGACGCUGUGCAGGGCCACGAUGCAAUGCAAGAUCACGUACCUCAGCCUCAUCUCAUCGCUUCUUUGGUUUUGGCACACUUCUACGCUCCUCAAUCUCCGAGUUCGGGCUGUGCGGACUAUAGGGCACAUAUCGCUUACCAAGGAAGUCGGGCAAUGCGCGGCGAUCUCUUGCCAGGGCCAGGACCUCUGAACUAG
Molecule: messenger RNA, 1923 nt
Organism: Pseudocercospora fijiensis CIRAD86
Lineage: Eukaryota; Fungi; Ascomycota; Dothideomycetes; Mycosphaerellales; Mycosphaerellaceae
Exons: 2
Coding region: 1-1923 (640 amino acids)
Biological process (GO): transmembrane transport; regulation of transcription by RNA polymerase II
Cellular component (GO): membrane; nucleus
Molecular function (GO): DNA-binding transcription activator activity, RNA polymerase II-specific; RNA polymerase II cis-regulatory region sequence-specific DNA binding; transmembrane transporter activity
Source: RefSeq, a predicted model, not a curated record